GAGUCCUCUCUGUAUAAAUAGCCGUGUCCCUUUGGGGAAGCAUUAGCAGCCCUGCUGAGCUCCCACCAACACCUCUGGAACCAUGCUCAGCUCUCUCCUGCGCUCAGCGCUCGUGUUGGCGGCAGUCUGCUGUCUUACAUAUGCAGAGAGCGUCAUCACUUGUGGGGAGAAGAUACAGCGACUGAGUUGUGAUCAAGGAGUGGUCAGUGUGCUCACAGUGUUCUACGGACGGAAAAACAGACAGACCUGCGAGGAAGCCAUAGAUAAAGACAAGCUGGAAAACACUGAAUGCUCUAAAACAGGCGCUUUCGAAGCCCUUGCUAACAGGUGUAACGGUAAGAAAGUCUGUGAGGUGGACAAAGAGAUCUUCAGUGACCCCUGCCCUGAGACCUACAAAUACAUCCAAACCACGUACACCUGCCUCCCUGCACAUCAUGUCGUCGCUUGUGAGGAUUCGGAGGUGAAACUCUCCUGUGACAGCGGCCAGACGAUAGCGCUCAUUGGAGCGUUCUAUGGGCGCACCGACCGAACCACCUGCAUAUACGGUGUUCCUGACGGGCAAUUCAAUAACAUCACCUGCUCUACUCCUACUGCGAACCAAGUUGUAACUGAAAGGUGCAAGGGUAAAAGCAAUUGUAAUUUCCAUGCUAAAAACUCAAUGUUUGGAGAUGAUCCCUGCAAAGGAACCUACAAGUACCUGGAACUGGCUUACAUGUGCAAAUGUCCCCUCUGAGGAGAGCAGCAGGCCUACACUACCAACACCAACAUCUGGAGACGCAUGCCCCCUCCAGCUCUCCACCUGAUGAAUAAAUCUUGAUCUUGCUUUCUGCUUUUUGCAUUAAAUGAUUAUUAAACCUU
Molecule: messenger RNA, 858 nt
Organism: Gadus morhua (Atlantic cod)
Lineage: Eukaryota; Metazoa; Chordata; Actinopteri; Gadiformes; Gadidae
Product: L-rhamnose-binding lectin SML-like
Exons: 9
Coding region: 83-733 (216 amino acids)
Molecular function (GO): carbohydrate binding
Source: RefSeq, a predicted model, not a curated record